UUUUGAAGUUCUCACGCCAUACGCGCCUGCUGUCUCUGCUGCGCCAGCCAAGGAUCACACGGCCGCCCAAACCCCGUGACUCUUCGAGGUCGAUAUGUCGAACUACCAGACGCCGGAGUCAAAGAAGGAGGAGUUUCGCAAGUACCUCGAGAAGAGCGGCGUUAUCGAUGCUCUCACGAAGGUGCUCGUGGGGCUCUACGAGGAGCCGGAGAGACCUCCAAACGCUGUCGACUACAUCAAGAGGUACAUGGGCGCUCCGACAGGGGUGGAUGCAGAGGCGAUGCGGUUACAAAACGAGGAGUUCAAGAGAGAGAAUGAAGAGCUCAGAUCGAAGUUGCAGAGCCUCACCGAAAAGAUGACCGCGGAAGUGGACGCAUAACUCGAUGCGCAACUGCGAAUUUCGAAUCCGAUGGCGAUGGCAAAGCCACUCACCCCGGGGGAACUAUUUUUUGCUUCACGGGGGCAUCAUCGUCGUCACGUCGUCGUACAAGCGGGCUUGCGAGGCCGGGGCGCCGUGGGUUAUCCCAGGGGGCUGUGUGUGUGUGGGGGGGUAUCCGCUGCGCGCCCGGUAGCGCGAGAGAGCAACGCACGAGCGGCUCGUGGCGGGGGUAGUGAUGCUUGUUUCUUUGCCGUGUCUUCUUUGGCGAAGGUUGUCCACAAGCGCGAAGGCGGCAUGGUGCCUGGAGAUAGAGGAGCGAGGGAAGAGAUACGUGGAGGCAUGAAUCCUCCAGACCACUAGGACACAAGAGUUUGUGGUUUUCCCCUUUGGGAUGUGUGCAUCGUACAGCGAGGAAAACACGAACACAGGGUAGGCACCCGCCGGCUCUACGACUAGGUGCGCUGUGCUCCUGCGGGGUCGUUGCAGGGAAUCGAGCGAGGGGCAUUUCGGGGGAGGAUGUAAGAAUGGGGACUAAGGGGCUGGGGCACAGUAGCUUGUUGCGUCGCCCGCAUGCUACGUUUAAUUGGUUUUAUUUUUAACAGCUGACGUGCAAGCGUGGGAGAAGGAAGGGGUUUGGUCUGCACAUAAUUGCGCGGCAGGGUUGCCUCCAAACCAUCUCCCGCUCGCUGAGUUUCACCCGCGACGAUAGAUGCCAUGUGAAAAUUGGGUUUGCGCUUGGUUGCGGCGGGAGACGUCGGGGGGGGGCUGAGGGAACAAACCGGGUAGACAAGUAGAGAUGACGAUGGUACUCCGGCUGAGGGAACACACCGGGUAGACAAGUAGACAUGACGAUGGUACUCUUGCUGAUGUCCCCCCUCGUUUUGGAGCAAAACCGGCGGCCGCCGGCCGUCACUCGAGGGGCGGUUGAGGCAAGAGUGUGUUGGUGUAAAAAGAGAAGAGAGGAGGGUUGGCCGGCCUCGCUCGGGGGUUCGCAGCGAUGGAAUGGCGUUUCUGUCGGCCCGGGUGUGUGCCAGCCACACGAUACCUUUUUCUUCGGUUCAACAGAUGCAAGAAAUUAUAUGAAACGGUACGCGGUAAGCCCAUGUACGCCGCGCCAGACGCUCCCUUCACGAAAUCAUGUGCAGAGGUAACGGGGUGACGGUCCACCUUAGACCCCGAUCAACGCGGAAUUCUACUGUUGGUGGUCCAAUCGCCAUGAGCUCACCACCUAAACGUGUCAAAAAAGAGGGUGCUUAGCACGAAAGGAGAACGUGUCGGAAGCAUCCCGAGAGCAUCGGAAACACCCCCGAACGUGUCGUGAAUGCCCCAAAUAACGGGCAAUAGGAACAGUCACUACAUGCAACACAACUCUGCCGGCCUAAAAAAAAUAGCUUAGAGUUGCGUUCACCUGGUUGGCUGCUCUCGACAUCUCGACGCCAUCGGGAAAAGCGAAUAAAAGGAGCAACAAACAGCCCGUGCCUCCCUCGCUGCCAGGAAGACAAAGAGGACGCAAGAUAAUUGGACCCCAUCAUAUACGCUUGCGUGCACUGCAUGUACGGGGCUAAUACUUGUAGUGUCUGGUGAAAAAAAAUCAAAUCAGGUUGGUAUGUCUUCUGCUCAAGGAACAAAAAAAAAAAAAUUCACAUGUAACGACAGGGAGAAGAAAAAGAAAGCACCCGCUGCUGUCACGGCUGAGCAAUAGACAACAACGUUGCAGGCGAAAGUACUCGACACGACCUGUCUCAGUUGCCCCCAAACCCCCAACUACUAGGUAAGCGAAGGGUAACACAACGGAGAAAAAAAAAAAACUGUGAAGGAGAUUUUACCCGCGUUCAUGUUACCUGCGCCCCCAGGGCAAUAGCUACAUCCACCACGGUGUCCACGACGAGAGGCGCCAGUUCAGUCGCGAAGGCUUGUCAGACCAAAACCGCACCAACUCUUUCCUCUGAACCACAUGAGCCCCCCCCCACCCACCCAAGGGAUCUCCAUCCGUCACGCAGCGUGCAGCAGAGAUCUCGAGCGCUUCGCGCCCCUUUCAGUCAUGCAAGACCCGCCGCAGGUGACAUGCCAAAAAUACGCGCCGACAGAUCCGAAGAUACCCCCCCCCAUUCACCCCCUACGGUGACAACACUACCACACAGCACAAGGCUACUGUCUAGAUAGUCCUCGAACAUGAAAAUAUUCUGGAAAGAAAGUCCCCACGUCUUCGCGAACUCUUGAGGGGAGGAGGUGCGAACAGCCUGGAGAAGCCCGUGAGAGCUAGUCAUCUCACGCCCCGACACCCGCGCGCGCUUGCCUCCCCCCUCCCAGAGCCUUCCCUUUGCCAGACUCGAUGCACCCAGCCAGACGAGCUACUACGCCCCUCUCGGCACGGACGUACUCGCACGAGAGUUGC
This is a messenger RNA of Ectocarpus sp. CCAP 1310/34, 2774 nucleotides long. Lineage: Eukaryota; Phaeophyceae; Ectocarpales; Ectocarpaceae. The record is from the annotation of a GenBank genome assembly.